AUGGCAAAAUCAACCGUCUUUCAGCGUGUGAAAGAUGGAACUCUUCGGCCACAUUCUAAUUCCAUCAAGCCUCAGUUAACCGAAGGGAACAGAAAGCAUGUCCUCGAUUUGAUGAAAAUGGAAUUGAGUUGUUUUCUGAAAAAAAUCGGUAAUUUUUCGUUUGUAGUUAAGGAACCAGAUAAGCAGAAUAGCAAAAAUCGAACAGCAACAACUAUGGAAACAAAGCCCAUUCAGUCAGUAACUAAAGAUAUCGCUAGAGUUUGCUUGAUAGAGAAUGUUCUUCCUGCUAUUAGAGCAAAAUGGCCAGCUUCCGAUUCAAAUAAUCCUAUCUUUUUACAACAAGAUAAUGCAAGGCCACAUAUUGGUAACAAUGAUUUGGAAUUUAUUGAAGUUGCCCGACAAGAUGGAUUUGACAUGAGAUUGUGUUUUCAACCAUCGAACUGUCCAGAUUUAAAUGUUUUAGAUCUUGGUUUUUUUAGAGCAAUCCAAAGUCUUCAGUAUCAAAGGUCCCCUAAAAUUGUUGAUGAAUUAGUGGAAGCAGUGGAAAGAUCUUCUGAUGAAAUGAAAGCGAAACAACUCAAUCAUGUAUUUCUUACUUUACAAUCUUGUAUGAUUGAGGUGAUGAAAGAUAGUGGCGGCAAUAAUUACAAAGUGCCUCACUUGAACAAAAAUGGACUAGAAAGAGAAGAAAACCUUCCUAUCCAACUUCAUUGUGAUAUUGAUAUCGUCAAUAAAGAUUUGGCUCUACUUCAACAAUGA
This is a messenger RNA of Capsicum annuum, 759 nucleotides long. RefSeq lists its product as uncharacterized. The transcript is spliced from 2 exons. The record is from RefSeq and is a predicted model, not a curated record. Gene Ontology annotation, molecular function: nucleic acid binding. Bases 1 to 759 code for a protein of 252 amino acids. Lineage: Eukaryota; Viridiplantae; Streptophyta; Magnoliopsida; Solanales; Solanaceae.